AGCACUACACCGGAAAUCCUCUUGCUGCCAUUUUAGGUUUAGCCGCGCAGCGUGUUCAGUCCCGGUUCUUGUAAUGUAACGUUGUUUUUUGGCUUUUAAGUUCAGUCUCACACUUUCCCUUUUUUUAAGUUUACGAUACAGUUGUUGACCAAGGAUGAGUUACGGCAGGCCUCCGCCCGAUGUUGAGGGGAUGACUUCGUUGAAAGUCGACAAUCUGACUUAUCGAACAUCGCCAGAAACGCUGCGGCGUGUUUUUGAGAAGUAUGGCCGAGUUGGGGACGUCUAUAUUCCCAGAGAUCGGUACACAAAGGAGAGCCGUGGGUUUGCCUUUGUUCGUUUCCAUGAUAAAAGAGACGCUGAAGAUGCAAUGGACGCAAUGGACGGAGCCUUGCUAGAUGGGCGAGAACUUCGCGUCCAGAUGGCUCGCUACGGGCGCCCGCCAGACUCCCAUUACGGGCGCCGCGGAGGACCUCCCCGGAGAUACAGUGGAUACGGACGGAGAAGUCGCAGCCGCAGUCCACGGCGCAGGAGACACAGCCGAUCGAGGAGCAGGAGUCGCUCUCGUUCCCGAAGUAGAUCUCGUUACAGCCGCUCCAGAUCCAGGUCUUACUCCAGGUCCCGGUCUAGGUCUCGCUCUCGUUCCAAAACCCGCACACCACGUAGAAGCAAGUCCAAGUCAGCGUCGAGGUCCCGCUCAAGGUCCAAGUCAAAGUCUCGGUCCAGGAGUCGCAGCCCUCGAUCCAACAGGGGGUCCAAGUCGAGGUCCAGAUCCCGAAGCAGACCCAAAUCUCCUGAAGCCAAUGGAACUGCCCAAGAGUCAUGAACCCAAGCUUAGGUAAGAACGACAUCGGAAUAUAAAAAAAGUUGACACUGGUGUGGGGUCUUUUUUUUUUUUUUUUUUCCUCUUUCCCCCCCAUAAAGUAUGUCCCUUCAAGUUUGAUUUAAGUUUUCGUUUUGUGAUCGCUGUUCCUGAGGCUUCUAUUACUAACUGCAAAUAUGCAGGUUCACAUCAGGAGAAGUGGAUGAAGAAUAUCUGCCAUGUUAUGUUCUUGGUUGACAUGAUGCUCUUUAAAUUACAAAUGCACUGUUAGACUAUACAUUUUAUUUCAAGUGUUAACUUUUUUUGGGACCAUUAUCUGCUGCAUCCUUUGGGAAAUGAUGCAUGAUCUGAAGGAAUGCAUGAUUUUAGGUGUCUUUUAAUGCACACCCUGAUACUGAUUUGGAGCAGCCAAAGGUAAAAUCGUAAGUAUUUAAUUAUUUGAAAACAAUGGAUUGUGGGUGGUAAAUCUUUCAUCUAAAUGUGGAAUUCUCUCCUCCAAGCUGCUGAUUCCUGUUUGCAAAAGAGGAGUUUGGGGGCAGUUUGAGAGCAGUUAGUGUGUGAUCCGACCAUUGGCUGGCUGCUGCUGGUUGGCGGUUGCUAUGGAGCAGGUCGGUCUCAUUGAGUGUUGAGGUGGUGUUGAGGUACGUUCGAAGGACAAUGGACUGAGGCCCUUUUCAUCAUCCUUGUCAUACGCCCAUGUCUAUGGUUGCAUAGACAAAAGCAGGAUGGAAAUGGUAUGGUUUCUUUAAAGCUAGUUUAAGGAGUCAGCAAGCUGUCAUAACUGACCUGUGGUUCUUUAUUGCAAAAAUUUGUAAUGCAGCACUUUGCUGCCUGACUGUUAGUCUGCUGACAUCUUAAAGUAUGCUUUUAGAAAUGCAUACCCUACCCCCAGGUUUGUUGGCUUAUUUCUGAGGUUACUCAACCCCAAGUAGGGCAUACAACUAACUUGAGCAACUUUCAGACACUUGUUGCUCUAUAUACAAGUGUUAAAGGUGUGCUUUACUAAAUGUGGAUUUAUUUUUUUUUUCCUCUCUUUUUAAAUUGAAGGUAACAAAGUGAGCAUUGCUUAACCAGCAGUUGCCACUUUUUAUGGAGACGUACAAGCCGCAAUUUGCUUGUAUAACUGAAAUGUUGUCUACUUUUAAGUUCUUCAAAGCUCACUAACUCUUUUCUUUCCUAGAUGAUCUCAGAUGAUUGAGACUUCAAUAUGAGGAUCGCUUCGAAUGGGGGAAAAUCCAUCUGAGGAUUUCUAAGUUCACCUGAUAUCAGACCAAAAGGUUAUUGUAACUUGGUCUACAUCUUUUAAAGGAUUCAUUCUUUCAGUUUACCAGACAAUUCUGUAUCACUUUUUGAAGUUUGUGAUCAUAUGCAAUUGAAUAUUUACACAAGUGACAUUUAGGUGAACAUUUAUUUUUUUGGUAGUUUUUGCAUUUGUUUAGUACCUCAUGUAAUUGAAUCUCCCAGACAAAGUAAGUUCAUUUUAAUCACAACUCAUAAUCCUUAAUGACCCAUUGUGUAUUCGGGUCUUCAAUGUAGUAGGUUUUUUUUGUUUGUUUUUUUUUUCUCUCCCUUCUUUACUGAUUUAGGGAAGAUUUGGCCAGAUUUUCAUUUGGAUAAAAGCUAAAAUCUUGUAAAAUUUACUUUUGCAGUUGCUGAGCGAACGCUUUUGUGUUAAUUGCUAAUUUCACAAAAUUGAUUUUCUAAUAUUCUUUCUUGUGUAUCUUUUGUGCACUAGGCGCAGUUGCGCAGCAGUUGAGUAUUGCUGGUUAGCUGUUAAGGUGGCGUGUUGCGGUGCAGAGUGCUUGGCUGUUUCCGGUAUUCUCCUGAUUGCUCCUGUGUAACGGCUUGAUUUGACGGUUUUUAAGAUGAAGCGCAUCGUCCUUUUGUAAAAUGAUCCUGUGCAGGUUCUUCAGUGACAACCUUGUGUGUUUUAUUCAGACAUUGGGAGGUAGUGCACCAUCACAUUUUCAAUAGCAGCUUUUGUCAUAUGGGGGAAAAUACAUAAUUGUAAAAUUCAUGUGAAUGCUAAUAAACUUCCUUUUGUGUUUA
Molecule: messenger RNA, 2869 nt
Organism: Electrophorus electricus (electric eel)
Lineage: Eukaryota; Metazoa; Chordata; Actinopteri; Gymnotiformes; Gymnotidae
Source: RefSeq, a predicted model, not a curated record